UAUUCUUGAAGGAUAUUUUCAUUUCCGGCUUCGCCCUAGAUCAAGUCAACAGUUCAUACAAAGCGGUGGCUUGGUCCUUGGUGUGUGUAUGUGUGUGUUUGGUUAAAAUUCUCAGUUAGCAUUUUCUCAGGAUGGUAACUGAGAUGGAGAGCGCCGAACCUCAAAUAAAGGAAGAAGACGUUAAAAUGGAGGUUAAAACAGAGACCAAUGGUGAGGAGGAGAAAAAAGAAGAAUCGCCUGAAAAGAAAAAUGAUAAAAAACCUAAAGUAAACCCGGAAGGGCAGGUUAAUCUGUACCGUGUGAAAGUUAGUGGCCUUCCAAGAUUCUACUCUACUGAUGAUCCCUUAUUGAGCGAUUUCAAGAAAAUGCUUCGCGAAGAACUAAAGCUUGAGUUUAUGUACAUUCGUUCGCCGAAGAAGGGAAACUCGUGGCUCUACAUUACAUUCCAAACGCUGGAGGCCCAGAAGAAGGCUCUCAGUGUACUGAGACGGUACACCUGGAAGAAUAGGACUAUUAUUGGAACGCUGGUUGUUGCCGACCUACGAAAGAGGAAGACAGACGAUCAAAGCAACGGAACUCUGGAAAAGAAGGCCAAAUACGAUAUUCCCAUUGAAGAACAAAUGCUCAUGUCGACAAUACCUUAUCACAGUGUGUCCUAUGAAGAGCAGUUGUCGAAAAAGAACGAGGAGACAGUGAGUCUGCUGAAGUGGCUGACGACUCUGAUCGAGAAGCGCAACCAUCUGCUGUCGGGCUACUUUGACAAGGAGGCUGCGCAGAACAGCGACAAACUGCCGCUCAAGUUGGAUCCAGUGAGGAAGUCACCUGUCGUCGACGGAUAUCGCAACAAAUGCGAGUUCCGUAUCGGCAAGAACAGUGAGACGGGAGCGUACACGGUGGGAUAUCGCGUGGAUAACCAGGAGGACGGCACCCUAGGUGUUGCCCCGCCUGACUCCCUGCGACAUCUGCCCAAGCCUAUGAUUGACAUUGUCAAGACAUUCGAGCUGUUCGUCGACGAAUGGGAGAAGCCGGCUCACAGCGCGAGCAACGUCCACGUGUCGCUGAAACUGCUGACUGUGCGAAUCAACAAGACCGAGGAGAUCAUGCUGGUCAUCACUGCCAUGCUCAAUGAGGCCGCAAAAAUACGCAAAGAGGCCAAGAAGGAGGAUGGAGCCGAAGGAGAUAAGGAGGAGGAUGUGUUUGAGGUGAAACCGGAGGCCCUGGAGAGUCUGAAGGUCAUGAAGAAAGCGGUCAUCGAGUUUUUCACCAAGGGACGCGGCGUCAAUACUAAGGUGGUGUCGCUGUAUCUCUUUCUCGAAAAGGAUAAGCAAUCGGGUGGCGAACACAAGAAACUAGUGCCCUGUGAGGAGGACCACAUCUGGGGUGCCAAGUUCCUGGAGGAGGAAGUGCUUGGGCUGAAGCUGGAGGUGACACCCGAGUUCUACUUCCAGUGCAACACACACAGCGCAGAGGUGCUGUACGAGGCGGUCGCCGAGCUGGCCAGUGUCAACCAGGACACCACGGUGCUCGACCUCUGCUGUGGGUCGGGUGGCAUGGGCAUGGUACUCGCCAAGCAAGCGAAGGAGGUGUUGGGCAUUGAGCUGAUGGACGCGAACGUAGAGGGCGCCAAGCGACUGUCGCUGAAGAACGGACUCGACAACUGUGAGUUUGUGCAGGGAAAGAUAGACGACGUCUACCCGCAGCUCGAGGAGAAGUUGAAGGGCAAAAAGGUCGUCUCCAUCUUGGAUCCUCCCCGUGCUGGAAUCAGCCAAUCGAUGAUCGUGAACCUGCGCAAACUGACGGAGGCCGACCGACUGAUCUACGUGUGCAGCAACCACAAACUGCCGCUGAAGAACAUCCUGGACCUGGCCACCGUCGAACAAGAGCCGUUCAACAAGACUCAGCCGUUCGUGCCGACUCGGGUGAUUCCGGUCGAUGUGUCGCCGCACACUCUGCGAUGCGAACUGGUGGUGCUGUGUGAGCGGCUGGACAUGACCAAGCUGCCGAAGCCGACGCGCAUCAUCAAGAAGGCACAGCCGGCCGGACAUAGCAUGGGGGGUGCCGGCUAUCGGAUGCGAAAACGCCCGACCUACGGAGGAGGCGGUCCUCAAUGGGGUCCCGGAGGCCGCGGAGCAUUCAGGGGCAGCAGCUGGGGACCCAAGAUGCGCGGUGGAUUCGGGGGCCGUGGAGGCGGAUUGCCCCUCGGGGUUCGCGGCAAAGGGGGUCCCAUCGGCAGGGGAGGUCUCAGGGGCGGUCCCAAGGGGGGCAUGAAGAAGAUGGGUGGUCCACCGCCGCCCCUUAUGGGUGGCUACUACCCGAAGCCCAAGUCCAACUUCGGAGGACCGCCCCCUGUGUCGGCUAGGGACUCUCUAUACCCGCCUCCACUCAGGGAUGCUCUGUACAGUUCGUCCCGCUACGGAAACGGGGGUGGCUUUGGAGGCGGCGGUGGUGGAGGUGGUAUGGAUUACAUGCGUCGCAACCAGGAACCUGCCCUCUACAACCGUCGUAUGGGAGGCGGUAAUUACGGGGGCAACAGCAGGAGUGCCCCGCCAAUGAACCAUCAUCACAACACCAACUAUGCCAACGACAACUUCUUCGGGAGUAGUGCGUUCGAGCCCUAUGACUACGAGACUCGCUACUCCAACUUCAGGCGCGACUUCGAGGAUGCCAUCAACUCGUACCCGCAGUGGGGGGGUGGCGACCGCAGGGGGGUCAACGGCCGCAAUGUGUCCAACAUGAGGAGUAGGAAUUCGGGCGGCUGGGGCGGUGGUGGUAGCAGGGGGGGUACUUGGCGUUGAGGAGUGAAAGCGCUGAAGGGGAGGGGUUGUUGCGGAACACUUGUUUUGAGUUGCAUCAUUUGCUGCCUUUAAUUUGAGUCCUGUAGGGGGGGGGAUUGGUUGAUUCAAAGUGAGUAAAUUAUGAAAUUUCUGUUUCCUGUAACAUUGGAAAUAGAGAAUGUAUCUACAAAUUCAAUUUGUAAUAAUCCUAUAGAAAAGAUUGACAAAUCUUUUGUCUUUAUUACACAAAGAUUGACAAGAAAUUAUGAAGAUUGACAAAUCUUUUCAUAAUUGAUUGGGAAUCGAAAUAUAAAAUGGUUUUACAAAUUCAACUUGUUAUAAUGUAUCUUAUGGCAAAGUUUGUCAAAUCUGCUCUGAUUUGAUUGGGAAUGAAUCAACCAAUGAGGGAUGGUCAAGAGCUUCAAACUUAUCGUACAAUUUAAACUGGAUCUAAAUCGAGUGAAAAUUGAUAUAGUUGAGGAAUAUGUGUGAAUAAUUGUGAUUCCAGAUUUCGAUUAUGGAUCUAAUAUCUGGAAUCAGUGAAAGAAUUAUUCCUUGUCUAUCUCGAUUUUCACAGAGUUUAGGUUUGGUUCAUAAGUUGAAUCGGACGAUAAGCUUGAGCGAUAAAAAUUGAAACUAAUUGGGAAUGUUUAGUUACAGAAAUUUUGAAACUAUGGAGACUUUUCCCAUCCUUGUGUUGAGAUUUUUUGAGGAAGACCUAUUUCCUGUUGCGUGUUAAACCGAUCCUUAAACAAUGUUUUAGCCAGGCAAACUAGUUUUAUGUCUCAGAUUUCUGAUCAAUAUAUGAUUGUUUAACUGGCCUUUUAACAAUGUUAUUUAUCCCGCAAUUCAAACCAAAUGUUCAGUAAUAAGACCCUCCUCUUGGAAUGGGGGUGUUUCUAGGUGUAAAUCACCCCUAUCAAUAGAGCCUGUGAGUAAGGGUUGUUCUAGCCCUUCAAAUAAACUCAAUCAUUCAUACAUCGUUUCAACUAGCUAUACAAACUUCCUAUCUAGCCUAAGAUCGUUUUCAAAAUGAACGGUGUUAGUUUUACAACAUGUUAGGACCCUUUUUGCUGCUGAAAUUCAGUUUAAAAUCGAAAAUUUAAUGGUUUUGAAAAUGUGUAAGUUGGAAUUUAGAAGAUUAGUGGAAAAUGUGUAAAUUGGUUUCAUUGAUAUUUCCGGUGAUUCUGACCCGACUUAGAAUUAAUUUGUUGUACUCUAUUGCUGGUAACAAAUAUAUUCAUUGAUAUUUUACGAGAUUGACUAUGCAGGCAUAGUUUAUUAAAUUUUAGCUGGUCUAUUUUAAAAUUUUAGAAGUUUGACAUGCGGGUACUUGAAAAUUCCCCCUUUUGAAAUUUUAGGUGUGAAAAUAUUGUUUUAGUUGAUAAAUGUAUGAAAAUUUCAUAAAUUAGUUUGAAACUUAUAGGACUAUAUUGAUGUCAUCAGUAACUAUGUAGAUUAGGAUGUUUAUGGUUUCAGUAAUCAUUUUGCAAUUAUUGACUGAACUUUGAUAGUCUCUUAUAUUUUUUGCUUACAUUGUGAAUAUUGGUUUUGAUAGCCAUUCUAUAUAGUCUCUAAUAUUGUUUGCUUACAUUUUGAAUAUUGGUUUUGAUAACCAUUCUAAAGAUGAUUGACAAAUGCGUUUCAAAAUAGAAAGUUCUAUUCAGUAGGAAACUUAAUAACUUAGUGAUUAACUAUGAUUUAAUACUAUCAACAGUUGUUGGUAUAAUAGAUUGAUGUUGCAAACUCCAUAAAAUGAGUUGUAGAAGAAUUAAUUGGGCUAGAAAAUUGUCUUACCCUUCUAGUGGUCAAUAAUAAUGAAUUAAACCUCUGUAAGGCUUUGAAUUUGAGUUAAUCUAAUCACCAAUUGUUGAAAAGAAUUGUCAGUGUAUGCCUAAAUACAUGUUGUGUUAUUCAAUAAUUUUUAUAAUUACAUUCAUGCAGAUUCUAGAACCUCAUGUAAUCAGAAGUUACUUGAAAAAGAUCAUAGUUGGCAAUCUGAUAACAAAUCAUAAUUAUUUAUAAUAAAAUUAUUAUGUAGUUGUUCAUAUUUAUAAUCAGUAUACAGUAUCACACAAUACCUGUUAUUAUUAACAAUUUAUUCUUAUGCUCAGUUGUUAAUUGUUUGCAUCCCAAAUGAUAAUUAUUCUAUCAUAUUUGAAAAAAUGAUCUCAAAUAAAUUAUGCCGCUUUGAUAUUAUUAAUAUUAUAUCACAAUAACCUUGAUUGAAAACCCACUACAUUAUUACCAUGUUUGUUCAUUUUAAUGAUGAACUUAUGAUGUAAAAUUAUAUUUUAUUGAUAAUUUUAUCCAUCAUGCAUUAAUCAUCAUAUUUGAACAGAGUAUGAUAUUAAUCACAUAAUUAACAUGGUUCAUUGCAUUUUUCAGUCAAAAUUUGUUUGGAAAAACGUUCUAUCUAAUGUAUCCUAUUAUUUACUUUUUAACUUAUCGAAUUUUAUAUUUCCAUCAACUUUUGAUUGAUGAAAAAAUUACUCAUUUUAAUUUUUGUUUCAAUUUUCAAGAAAUCACAUUCUAAUGAAGCAGCAAAAAGGUUGAUAAAAGUUAUCGAUAAAAUUGCCAAUGACGAAGUAAGAACUAUCAAUUUAUUAAAAUAAGUACUUUAUUUGUGAGUAAAUUUAUCAUAGGAGAACUAGUGUGUAGAACCAGCUAAAUUUGCUAAUAAUAUUCUAUCGUGAUAAAUAACGAAUAAACUACUGUCAUUUAUAAUAUAAUCAUAAUUUUUAUUGGUGUAUUUCAUUGUGUAUUUAGCUUGAAGGUUUUUAAUUAAUGAUAAGUAAUCUAUUGUAAAAAUAUUGUAAUUUUUUAAUAUAAUCAAGAGUUAAGUAUUUUCUUCUUUGUUUAUUUAAUGAUAGUUUUGGGUUUUUAUUUUUUCGCUAGUUCUAGGAUAGUUUGGUUAUUCUAUUAGUUACACAAAUCAUGUCUACUGUUUCUAGAUGUAGCAUGGUUUGCUGUAGAUGUUCUAUCUAAUCGUGCUUUGAAGCUGACGAUGUGUGAACAUCUAUAUUGGAUUUAGUUUUUCACUCUUGAUAUUUUUCGUAUAAUUAUGAACUUAUAAAUUAACACUUACAUUGGUCUAUCUUGUGCACUGUUAUUACUACAUAUUAUACAAGAACAUGCUUGUGUUCAAAGUAAUUGUGUUUAGAGCUAUUAGGAGCUAGAGAUUUGUAGCUACAAAUGAGGCUCCUUACGUUUUUAAAAUAAUGAUUGAAAUUGUUCGGCUGCAUGCUAGCAAUAAUAUCAUUCAUGGCUUGAUGUAAUAGUGCAGGUGUUCUAAUAAAUUACUAUUAAAAUCACAA
Messenger RNA from Nilaparvata lugens (brown planthopper), 6091 nucleotides. RefSeq names its product tRNA (uracil(54)-C(5))-methyltransferase homolog. NCBI's taxonomy places the organism in Eukaryota, Metazoa, Arthropoda, Insecta, Hemiptera, Delphacidae. Gene Ontology annotation, molecular function: RNA methyltransferase activity. Gene Ontology annotation, biological process: RNA processing. Bases 132 to 2795 code for a protein of 887 amino acids. The transcript is spliced from 12 exons. The record is from RefSeq and is a predicted model, not a curated record.